Panonychus citri (citrus red mite) is the source of this 551-nucleotide messenger RNA. RefSeq names its product lipopolysaccharide-induced tumor necrosis factor-alpha factor homolog. The record is from RefSeq and is a predicted model, not a curated record. Gene Ontology annotation, molecular function: zinc ion binding. Bases 16 to 465 code for a protein of 149 amino acids. Lineage: Eukaryota; Metazoa; Arthropoda; Arachnida; Trombidiformes; Tetranychidae. The transcript is spliced from 2 exons.
GUUGAGAAAUUAAAAAUGAAAGGGAAUCAGUACAAUGUUUUACCCUCUGCUCCACUAGCCACUGUUGACCCUUUUAACUUUCCACCUCCAGCUUAUUCCAGGUCACAAAGAGUCUCAACUCACUUGGGUAGAUUCGAUUCACUUUACAAUAGACCUUCUAAUGUGCAACAAUUUCCAUCACCACAACCAAUAAAUGGAUCACAAUCAACAGAUAAUGUAGUAGAUGGAUCAAAAAUUUUCGGUGCUUAUCCUAGAAAUGUGUACUGUCUCUCAUGUAAACAAACUGUUGUCACUUCGAUAAAACAUAAAACUGGGAUAGUGACCUGGUUGACCUCAGCGGGUUGUUGUCUACUCGGUGGUGUCAUUGGUUGUUUUCUAAUCCCUUGUUGCACUGAUUUUACUCGAGACGUUGAACACUCUUGUUCCAAUUGUGGAUUGAAAGUUGGUUUAUACCGACGAAUCUAAAAAAUUAACUCCCACUUUUUAGAUGACAAAACCUAAUUAAACAAUUAAAAUUAAAGAUCACUUGAAAUAAACACUUUUACCAUGAU